AACAUUUUGUGCAUCUCUUACAAAGUAACCAACCCACCUGUGCAUUAUGGCACAUGCACGUCACCUGUUCCUACUUCUGAUCGCCUUUACGAUCACGAUGGUGACUGCGAGAUUGGACUUCAAUCCAACCAUCAUCAACCAAGAUCGUGGCAGAACAAAGAUUAAAAUCGGACUGCUGGCAGAAUGGACAGAUACAGAAGGAAACCAAGGAGUAAGGGGCUUUCCCGCUCUCGGUGCUUUACCCCUGGCAAUAUCACUGACUAACCAAGAUUCGAACGUUUUAGAUGGCUAUGACGUACAGUUUGAAUGGGUUGAUACUCACUGUGAUAUUAACAUCGGAAUGCAUGCUGUUAGUGACUGGUGGAAACGGGGCUUUGCGGGUGUCAUUGGACCGGGCUGUGGUUGUACAUAUGAGGGUCGUCUUGCAUCUGCACUCAACUUCCCUAUGAUUGAUUACGUUUGCGACGAAAACCCAGUAUCGGACAAAAAUCUUUAUCCAACUUUUCUUCGAACCAUACCCCCUAGCAUCCAGGUGGUUGAAGCAAUUAUCCUAACACUUCAAAGAUAUGAAUGGAGUAGGGUGUCCGUAGUAGUUGAAAACAUCACUAAGUACCUGAACAUCUUUGAAACGGUUAAAGAAAAGUUUGAAGAGCGAAACUUUGAGAUUCUCCACGAAGAAUAUUACCCGGGAUUCGAUCCUUGGGACGAGGAAAUGGCCGACCCAUUCACUGACAUUAUCCAACGAACCAAAGUAACGUCAAGAAUCUACAUUUUCUUGGGCGAUGCCAGCGAUCUUCGUCAAUUUGCUAUGUCUGCCUUGGAUGAUGGGAUGUUGGACUCGGGUGAUUAUGCGAUUUUAGGUGCGGUCGUUGAUUUAGAAGUGAGAGACAGUCAAGAUUAUCAUAGUCUCGAUUAUAUCCUGGAUACAUCUGAAUACCUAAACCAGAUAAAUCCCGACUAUGCACGCCUCUAUAAGCACCGAGAGUAUACAAGAACCGACGAUGACCACGCCCUUGAAGCACUGAAGAGCGUUCUCAUUGUGACUGGAGCUCCCGUACUCAAAACAAGAAAUUGGGAUCGAUUUUCAACCUUUGUCAUUGACAACGCACUCGAUGAACCUUUCAAUGGCGAAUUGCAACUUAGAGCUGAAAUUGACUUUGCAUCAGUAUACAUGUUUGAUGCUACAAUGCAGCUACUAGAGGCAUUGGAUCGCACAUUGGCAGCUGGUGGAGAUAUUUAUGAUGGGGAAGAAGUCGUUUCAACUCUCUUCAACACGACUUAUCGAAGUAAAACUGACACUUUCUAUCAAUUUGAUGAGAACGGAGAUGGUGUAAAGCCCUAUGUUCUUCUUCAUCGCAUACCUAUACCGAAAGGAGAUGGCGGGGCGACCGCUGGUUCUCUUGGCAUGUACCCGAUCGGGACAUUUAGUAGAGAUGAUAAUGGGCAAUGGAGCUUUGAAGAGGCUAUGGAUGAUGAUGAUAAUGUUUUGAGACCUAUUUGGUUCAACCGAGAUGAGCCUCCUCUUGACAGGCCUGUCUGUGGAUUCCACGGGGAACUUUGCACAGAUUGGGGACUGUAUCUCGGAACGUCGAUACCAGCUUUCAUCCUUGUUUUCGGAGGGUUAAUCGGGUUCUUUAUAUACAGGAAACGCGCAUACGAAGCAGCACUCGACAGUUUGGUCUGGAAGGUUGACUGGUCGGAAGUUCAAACUAAAUCAACCGAAACUAAUUCUCAAGGGUUCUCUAUGAAGAGCAUGGUGGUCAGUGCUAUUUCGGUCAUAUCGAAUGCUGAAAAGCAACAGAUCUUCGCCACCAUUGGAACAUACAGGGGUACGGUCUGUGCUAUCCACGCUGUUCAUAAAAACCACAUCGAUUUGACAAGGGCUGUACGAACUGAACUGAAAAUAAUGCGUGAUAUGAGACACGAUAACAUUUGUCCGUUCAUCGGAGCCUGUAUUGACCGCCCCCAUAUCUGUAUCAUGAUGCAUUACUGUGCAAAGGGAAGCUUACAGGAUAUUCUUGAAAAUGAAGACAUCAAGCUGGACAGCAUGUUCCUCUCUUCCCUGAUUGCCGACCUGGUCAAAGGCAUUGUCUAUCUCCACAGCUCCGAGAUCAAAUCACACGGUCAUCUCAAAUCAAGCAACUGUGUGGUUGAUAACCGCUGGGUGCUUCAGAUCACCGACUAUGGUCUCCACGAAUUCAAGAAAGGACAAAAACAAGAUGUUGAUCUCGGUGAACAUGCGAUUCUAGCCCGUCAACUCUGGACAGCACCCGAGCAUCUGGUACAGGGAAAGAGCAUGCCUCCAGGAGGUUCGCCUGCAGGAGAUAUAUAUUCAUUUGCUAUCCUCCUGACUGAACUCUACUCAAGACAAGAACCAUUCCAUGAGAACGAUCUAGACCUAGCAGUUAUACUUGAUCGAGUUAAGAAAAGGGAAGUGCCUCCGUAUCGCCCGAUUCUGAACGCAGUAAAUGCUGCUGCACCAGACUGUGUGCUCAGCGCUAUCCGUGCAUGCUGGGCUGAUACUCCUGAAGAACGACCAAACAUCAUCGAAGUUCGUUCCAUGCUGGCACCGCUACAGAAAGGAUUGAAACCUAAUAUUCUUGACAACAUGAUUGCGAUCAUGGAACGAUAUACCAACAACUUAGAAGAGCUGGUAGAUGAACGGACGCACGAACUUCAGAAGGAAAAGGCAAAGACCGAGCAACUACUACAUCGUAUGCUUCCACCAUCGAUUGCCUCACAGCUGAUCAAGGGUAUUGCUGUCUUACCGGAAUCCUUUGAUAUGGUGUCCAUCUUCUUCUCUGAUAUUGUUGGUUUUACUGCCCUGUCUGCUGCCAGUACACCUAUCCAGGUUGUGAACUUGCUGAAUGAUUUAUACACCCUUUUCGAUGCCAUCAUUGCCAACUACGACGUGUACAAGGUUGAGACCAUUGGUGAUGCUUACAUGCUUGUAUCUGGAUUGCCAAUCCGUAAUGGAGAUCGUCAUGCUGGUCAAAUUGCCUCUACCGCCCACCAUCUCCUGGAAGCCGUCAAAGGAUUCAUUGUACCUCAUCGACCUGACGUGUUCCUCAAGCUUCGUAUUGGUAUCCAUUCCGGUUCUUGCGUGGCUGGCGUUGUUGGUCUGACUAUGCCCAGGUAUUGUCUCUUUGGAGAUACUGUCAACACUGCCUCCCGAAUGGAAUCAAAUGGACUGGCUCUGAAAAUCCAUGUCAGUCCCUGGUGCAAGGAGGUUCUGGAUAAACUUGGUGGUUAUGAACUUGAAGAUCGAGGUCUUGUCCCCAUGAAAGGUAAAGGAGAAAUCCAUACCUACUGGUUGCUAGGACAGGAUCCCAGCUACAAGAUUACCAAGGUUAAGCCUCCAGCACAAAAACUUCCCCAGGAGGUCAUAGAAGCUGCCGCUAAUCGGGUCAUACCUGACGAUGCCUAACUGAAAUACCCGAUUGAAAUACCAACUAGAAAAACAAAAUGAAAUAGCAAGGGAAAGUACGAAGGAACAUCCCCCCAAAUCGUUUCAUACCCAACGGCAGCUAGAAACUUGAUCAAGAUUUCAUUGCAAAAUUGAUAUCCAUGGAGAUUUAACAUACGAAUGGCGUCUUUUUUCACUCUUGAUUCAUUCAUACCGAUUCUAAUAAUGAAUGAGUUUUUCGGAGUCUGUAAAAUCUGUAUAAUUCAAAUGAUAUUAACGAUAAAUUUUGAAUUGAAAAUUCACAAAAUAUAAUAGCAAUAAGUUACAGAUUAUAGAAUUCAAUUUAUAUUAACGAUAAUUAAACGUUUAAGUAUCAAAGUUUUAUUAAAGAUAAAUGUAAAUUUAAGAAUACAAAUGAUAAUAUUGAUAAAUUUACUUGA
Lytechinus variegatus (green sea urchin) is the source of this 3846-nucleotide messenger RNA. RefSeq names its product speract receptor. Gene Ontology annotation, biological process: receptor guanylyl cyclase signaling pathway; cGMP biosynthetic process; protein phosphorylation. The record is from RefSeq and is a predicted model, not a curated record. Gene Ontology annotation, molecular function: protein kinase activity; guanylate cyclase activity; ATP binding. The transcript is spliced from 23 exons. NCBI's taxonomy places the organism in Eukaryota, Metazoa, Echinodermata, Echinoidea, Temnopleuroida, Toxopneustidae. Bases 47 to 3427 code for a protein of 1126 amino acids.